UAUCUCAGAAGUAAGCCUGAGCGGCACAAGGAAGAACUAGUCUGACAAAACAGAUGGAGGUUGUGUUCUCUGGGGACUGGGCUGUGUGCUCCUCCGAUCGGUGAGCAGCAGAUGAGUUCCCAAGGCCAGGAGGCUGAGGAGAGAAGCCGAGGUCAGCUACCAGUGCCUGGCUGCAGCAGGGGGAGAGCUGGGCUCUGGGACCCCUUUGCCGCUAUGGCAGAAGGCACAGUGCCGGAUUCAAGGUGACGGCAGUGCCGGCUCCAUUCUCCUCAAGUUGCCAUAGCAGCCUCUCUCCCGAGCAGCUUCUCCUGGAGCCCUCAGCUGGGAGGGACGUCAUUGUUAGCGCCUGCCCGUGUGAGGAGGAGACAGACGGACAGAGAACUUUCCCGGGCCCAAGGCCUGCUGACCACGUGGGUGCACCCAGCUGCUUGGAGCAAGCAUGUGGAGGGUGGCUCCCCACAGUCAGAGGGUCCUCUGGGUGACUGGGGUGAGUGUCCAGGCCUUGGAGCAGCCACAGCUGAACGUGUCCUUGGAGCCGUCCGUGCAUCCGGCUGUCGCCACUGGAGGUCACACCCUGAUGGAUGCCUGGUGUGGACGAUGAGGGAAGAACGCACCUCUCACACCAGAGAGGUAACCUUGGAGUGCACCCUGGAUGACCUUGCGACCUGGAACAAUGCGGCUGGCCUUCAUGUUCUCAUCCAUCCUGCUGUUUGGAGCUGCAGGCCUCCUCCUCUUCAUCAGCCUGCAGGACCCCACAGAGCUUGCCCCCCAACAGGUGCCAGGAAUAAAGUUCAACAUCAGGCCACAGCAGCCCCACAAGGACCUCCAACCAGGUAGUUCCCAGGAUGGCAACGUAAAGGUGUCCACAGAGAAAGUCACACGAGAUUUGUCCAGCCGGGCCCCGAGGGACCUCAAACUGCGGGUGCCCGACCAGCCUCAAUUCCGUCCAAAGACUGGGACCAGUCUGCGACUCCGGCAGCGGCGUCGGCGGCUGCUCAUCAAAAAGAUGCCAGCUGCAGUGGCCAUGGUGGCCAACAGCUCGUCCGAGACCUUUGUCCCCCCACCCUGGACCCCGGACAGCCACUGGGUCAGCCUGCGCCAGAGUCAGCAGGAGCGCAAGCGGGUGAUGCGGGAGGCCUGUGCCAAGUAUCGGGCGAGCAGCAGCCGCAGGGCCGUCACGCCCCGCCACGUGUCGCGCAUCUUCGUGGAGGACCGCCACCGCGUGCUCUACUGCGAGGUGCCCAAGGCGGGCUGCUCCAACUGGAAGCGGGUGCUCAUGGUGCUGGCCGGGCUGGCCUCGUCCACGGCGGACAUACAGCACAACACAGUCCACUACAGCAGCGCCCUCAAGCGGCUGGACACCUUCGACCGCCAGGGCAUCCUGCACCGCCUGGGCACCUACACCAAGAUGCUCUUCGUGCGCGAGCCCUUCGAGAGGCUGGUCUCGGCUUUCCGUGACAAGUUCGAGCACCCGAACAGCUACUACCACCCCGUCUUUGGCAAGGCCAUCCUGGCCCGGUACCGGGCGAACGCCUCGCGGGAGGCGCUGCGGACGGGCUCCGGCGUGCGCUUCCCCGAGUUCGUCCAGUACCUGCUGGACGUGCACCGGCCCGUGGGCAUGGACAUCCACUGGGACCACGUCAGCCGGCUGUGCAGCCCCUGCCUCAUCGACUAUGACUUUGUGGGCAAGUUCGAGAGCAUGGAGGACGACGCCAACUUCUUUCUGAGCCUCAUCCGAGCACCGCGCAACCUGACCUUCCCGCGGUUCAAGGACCGGCACUCGCAGGAGGCGCGCACGACCUCGAGGAUCACCCACCAGUACUUCGCGCAGCUCUCCGCCCUGCAGCGGCAGCGCACCUACGACUUCUACUACAUGGACUACCUGAUGUUCAACUACUCCAAGCCCUUCGCGGACCUGUACUGAGUGAGGGGUGGGGCUUGCAGGCGAGGACGCCCCACCCCGACCCGCGCGCCUGCGCACGACCAGCUUUCUCUCCAGUGCUCGAGCCGAGCUGAGACCCGGACAACUGGGCGCUGAGGAUGUCGGGAGCCCUGGCUUUGGGGCUCAGCUGACUCAGGAUGGGGGACAGGGGCCUUGGAUGGGGACCCUGGCCCUUGUCCCAUACCCACUUCCUCACUCCUUGGCCGAGGGAGGUGUGAGGACUUGGAUGCCCCGGGAGCUCCGCUAAGAGCUGCGAUGACCAGGGAAGCCUGAGGCCCCAGGGACAAGGGCCCCAGCAGAAAGGGAUGUCCUGCAGUCCCUUAGCCUUUGCCUUGUACAAACCACGUGGUUUGCAGUUUUUCUAAGACCUAGGGGGAGGUUCUGAAUAAAGCACUUGGUUUUCG
Molecule: messenger RNA, 2346 nt
Organism: Heterocephalus glaber (naked mole-rat)
Lineage: Eukaryota; Metazoa; Chordata; Mammalia; Rodentia; Bathyergidae
Gene: Chst8
Product: carbohydrate sulfotransferase 8
Biological process (GO): carbohydrate biosynthetic process; proteoglycan biosynthetic process
Cellular component (GO): membrane
Molecular function (GO): sulfotransferase activity
Source: RefSeq, a predicted model, not a curated record